Messenger RNA from Stylophora pistillata, 1332 nucleotides. RefSeq names its product E3 ubiquitin-protein ligase TRIM71-like. Lineage: Eukaryota; Metazoa; Cnidaria; Anthozoa; Scleractinia; Pocilloporidae. Gene Ontology annotation, molecular function: zinc ion binding; ubiquitin protein ligase activity; protein binding. The record is from RefSeq and is a predicted model, not a curated record.
AUGACCUUUGUGAAUAAAACUAUCGUUCAUCAGUCAACUGCCGAAGGAAAAGGAAUCACUGAAGCGAUUAUUGGCCUUCCAUCGAAAUUCUUAUUAACAACAAGAAAUAGAGAGGUAGAACAAUGUCGCCACGAGCGUGAUGGUGUAAUGGUGGGAAUCAAAAAUCAGCAAGGCUAUGACUGUGCUACGGAAGUGCGAGUCCAAGGUAACAAAGAUGGUAGCUACAAAGUCAGAUAUUUCCUCAAAGACACAGGAAAAUACCAACUAUCAGUGAAAGCAAAUGAAGAACAUAUUCGAGGCAGUCCAUUUGCUGUUAACACGAAACCCAAACAGUUCAGACCCUUGUUAUCUUUUUGGACAAGAAGGAAGGGUCAUAAACAAGGAGAGUUUAAUUUUCCUACUGGCAUAGCGCAUGAUAAGAAUAAGAACAUAAUUGUUGUGGAUACUAAUAACCACCGCGUUCAAUUGUUCAAUGAGCAAGGUGAGUACCUGAACCAGUUUGGUGGUAAAGGAAAUCUUGAUCACCAGCUGAGUUGUCCUUUUGGUUUAUCUGUUGACGGGAAUGGAAAUAUCAUUGUUGCCGAUAGGGGUAACAAACUUAUAAAAACCUUUUCAUCUAAUGGCCAUUUUUUGUAUAAACUUGGUGAAGGUGAAGUUUUUACUGCUCCUUCUCACUGUAUUCAAUAUAACAAACAUCUCAUAGUGUCAGACAGUGGUGAACAUUGUAUCAAAGUGUUUGAUAUAAAUGGCGAUUUUUUGUAUAAAUUUGGAAAUAAGGGAUACGGGGGUGGGCCGUUCAAUAAAUCUCGUUUUUUGUCAGUUAACAAGGCAGGACACCUGAUGGUCUGUGAUAUAGAGAAUCACGGAGUUCAGGUAUUUGAACUGAGUGGUAAAUUUGUAACAAAGGUUGGAGAGAGAGGUAAUGGGCCAGGAGAGUUCGAAUGUCCAACAUGUACAGCAGUUCUUAGUGAUGGCAGGAUAGUUGUGGCUGACCGGUUGAACAAUCGUAUUCAGAUUCUUGGGUAAAUGUUGAUAAAUGCAACUCCUGUUACAUUCAAACUUUGAAGUAAUUCUGAAAAUAGCUGCAUCACAACACCGAGGUUUUUUUUUCUUUCUGGUUUCAAUUGGUGUAUCCGUAUCGUCCAUUUGUAAUCUUAAGAUUGUAGUUUCUUAGGGAGGACAAACACCACAGAUCGAAGACAAAUUGCUGUGAUAGUGCUUUAGAUUCUAGUUUGUUAGAGAGAGCAAACACUAGAGAUUGAAGAAAAAUUGUUGGGAUAGUGUAUUCACCACUGAAAGAGAAGCAUCAAUCAAUAAACUGAGUUUGAUCGA